This is a messenger RNA of Cottoperca gobio, 5593 nucleotides long. Its product is annotated as histone-lysine N-methyltransferase KMT5B-like. The coding region runs from base 339 to 2921 and encodes 860 amino acids. Lineage: Eukaryota; Metazoa; Chordata; Actinopteri; Perciformes; Bovichtidae. The transcript has 10 exons. Gene Ontology annotation, cellular component: nucleus. Gene Ontology annotation, molecular function: protein binding; histone H4K20 methyltransferase activity. The record is from RefSeq and is a predicted model, not a curated record.
CUUUUGUGUACAUCCGACAAUUACUGGCACAAAGUAAGAUUACGAUUUUCGACAUCUUCAAAAAGAAAAAAGCUUCGGAAAGUCGAAAACAACGUUCACUUUUAAAGUUUCAUAUGGUAUCCUCGAGUACUGUCUCUCGUUUCGGUCCCGACGGGCGACAACGGCUGCGUUAUUUGUUGGAUCUAUUUUCUUUUGGGGAUGGCUGUGCUGCGCCUUUCUCUCCUUCUCUCCGCCAUCUUGAAUUUUAAUGGUUCAAACUCUAGACCCCAGUCUUCCCCACUCAAGAGUGUUUCUUCAUCUCGGAGACUAAAUGCAACUGGACCAGGGGGCUUGUGGGCAUGAAGUGGCUAGGCGAAUCGAAGAACAUGGUAUUAAAUGGCAGACGACACGGAAACAAGUUGACCAGCGAGCAUACUGUUAGCCAGACUCGCUCUCAGCACUCACAGCGGGCAUCUCUGCGCCACAGCAAAAACAGAAACCGAAGAUGUAGCCGCAGGUUUAAUGCAGCCAGUCUCGAGGCAGAAAGACGCUAUGUGCCCUCGUCAGGAAUGACUGCCAAGGAGUUGUGUGAGAAUGAUGACCUGACCACGAGCCUCAUCCUGGAUCCCUACCUGGGCUUUCAAACUCACAAAAUGAACACCAGAUUUCGACCAAUUAAGGGAAGACAAGAGGAGCUGAAGGAAAUCAUAGAACGCUUCAAGAAACACGACAACUUGGAGAAAGCUUUCAGAGCUUUAACAACUGGAGACUGGUCCCGAAAUCUUUUUGUCCACAAGACGAAAGCUCAAGAAAAGCUCUUCAAGCAACAUGUAUUUGUGUAUCUGCGGAUGUUUGCCACAGACAGCGGGUUUGAGAUUCUCCCUUGUAAUCGCUAUUCAUCAGAGCAAAAUGGAGCUAAAAUUGUGGCAACAAAAGAAUGGAAAAGAAAUGACAAGAUCGAGUACCUGGUGGGAUGCAUUGCUGAGCUUUCAGAGAGUGAGGAAAACAUGCUGCUCCGGCACGGGGAGAAUGACUUCAGCGUCAUGUAUUCAACCCGCAAGAACUGUGCGCAGCUCUGGCUGGGACCAGCUGCGUUCAUCAAUCACGAUUGUCGACCAAACUGCAAGUUUGUAUCGACAGGACGGGACACAGCCUGUGUGAAGGUUUUGAGGGACAUUGAACCAGGAGAGGAAAUCUCUUGUUACUACGGAGACGGGUUUUUUGGGGAAAACAAUGAAUAUUGUGAAUGCUAUACAUGUGAACGACGGGGCACUGGUGCUUUCAAAUCCAAAGCUGGACUGCCAGUGGAAGUGCCAGUAAUCAACAGCAAGUACGGGUUGCGGGAGACGGACAAGCGUCUCAACAGGCUGAAGAAGCUGGGGGAAGGAAACAGGAGCUCAGAUAGUCACUCUGUAGGCUCCCACACCGACGUUGACUCUCAGGAAAUGCCAAAAACACAUCAAUCUGCCAGAAAAAGAACAUCAUCUUCUGGCCUGAAGUAUAAAAACAGGACUCAAUCCAGACAGACUUUGUCAAGAGCCCUUACUACCUCAUGUUCAAAACAAGGUCGUGUGAACAAUAACAGGGUACCAAAGAGACUAAAAUCCCAAUCCAAGCCUUCACUAAGUAAAGUCCAGUUGCGGAGUCGCAGGAGGGGUGCAGAGCCCAAGGCAUUGGCCAAAGGAGAGACUUGCCAGCUGGGUCUCAGGGACUCAAAGGUGUCGCUGUGUAAAGGUGUCACCGUGAAGAAGGAGAAGGAUGGACAGGAGCUGGUUCAGCAGACAUUAGGCCAGCGGGGCUGCCUCACCCGUCAUGCUGCCAAGGAAAAUGGCAAUCUACCACAUGUGCAAGGCAGUGAGGGCAGCCAGUGUUCGACGUACAGAACUCGCAGGUCCACAAGGACCCUUGUAACGGCCCAAGAAACUGCGGCUGGCGUUAAGCUGGAGCCCAGUGCUAUGGACGGCCUGAGCCCAGUCCCUGGUGGAGUGGUCAUUAAAACAGAGCCAGCUGACAUGGAGGAGUACCUCCGCCAUGGAGUAGGACUGGAGCAGCCGGCGUUAGACUCUGGCUAUGCCAGAAGAGGCUCGUGCACCAGGCAGAAACGGCUGACACGGACAAUUAAAUGUGAGGACUCGUAUGGUGAGCCGUUCUUGCCGGUGGCUGCUACCCACACCGCUAACUUCUCAGACUGUGGUAAUGUGCUGUUGAGCUUUGCCGACCGGCACAGGGACUACAACGGGGUUUCCAACUGCAGCAAAUCCCUUCGCAGGGAAAAGGGUAAAAGUGGCUGCCGGUCACAGGACAAGGGGAAAAAGAAGCGUCAGAUCACACGAUACGACGCUCAGCUAAUCCUGGAAAACAACACGGGCAUCCCCAAACUGACGCUCCGCCGGCGGAGGGACAGCAGCAGUAGCAAGACCAAUGACGCCAAUGACCCCAUUGGCUCCUCCAACCUUUCUGCCUCUACGGUCAACUCGGCCUCUUCCAGCAAAAUCAGCAUCAAGUUCAGUAAGGAGCACGACAAGGACAAAGGCAGCUCAUACAUAGCCAAGCUGAAUAACGGCUUUGCCCCUGUGGUCCACAGUAACUCCACCAAGCUGAAGAUCCAGCUGAAGAGAGAGGACGAUGCACGGAGAAUACCCCAGACAAAGGCUGACCAGAUGUCCUAUAAUGGGGACAUGGGCCAGAGUAUGGAGGCCAGAAAUGGUGGACAUCGGACCCAAAAGGUCCUGGCGGAGCCGUCGUCCUCUUCAGACGACGACGACGAUGACGAGGAAGAGGAGGAUGACGACGACGAUGACUACUUCGACAAUGAGUUUGAAGACGAUUUCAUUCCACUUCCUCCAGCAAAGCGCCUCCGACUCAUUGUGGGUAAAGACUCAAUAGACAUCGAUAUCUCCUCCAGGAGGAGAGAGGAUCAGUCUCUGAGGCUCAAUGCAUAAGCUGUGGAGCUCAUCACUCCCACCUUUCCCUUGUAAAUAAAGAUGACUCGCUAAUCAACUGUUGUGUUGAUGUAAAAGAAGUACAGUAAUUUAAAAAAAGAAAAUUGCUGAAAAUGUUGAAUGAACGUUACUAGAAGGUUCUGUUGACCUAAAACAAAUCUCUGUUAUUCACUUGUGUUCAUUAUUAAUUUUCUAGUGGAAUUUGAGUUCUUAUAAAAACGAAUUACUUGAAUUAAGAAAUGGAUUACUCACCAAGUCCAUUUUUCUGGCAGCUCUGUCUACACGUAUACGGACAGAAAACUGAUAUUUACAUUUUUGCCCCCUCCCAUGCAAACGGAGUUUUAGGUCACUUAAACGGAUAUUUUUUAAACUGUGGUUACUGUGUAUCCGUGUGGACCUGUAAAACGGAGCGUUUGGGAAACGAUGCCUUUUGUUAUGAGCAUGCGUCUGAAACAAAAACAAUUGCGGACUAACGGUAGACUAUUGUAAAGUGACGCUAAGCAGCAACCUCAUCCCACACAAGUCAUAUUUCAGUUUUGCCAUAGCACCGACGAGCAUUUGGAGUCGUUUUUGCAUUCUAGUGUGGACGGAGAUAUUUUAUAAAACGAAGGUCAUGCUGGUAAAAAAUAUUUGUUUUCAAAAAUAUCCAAGUACGUGUAGACGGAGCCUAAAUCUGCACUCUAUGCUAAAUGAAAGCUGCAGGAAGUCCUCAUUGUUUCUGAAUAAUCUGGCCGGACACUAAGUGAAAAACGAGAAUUUGUUUUAGGUUGAACUAUUCCUUUAAGUGAAUGCACUUGUUAUAUUCAUAAUGGACAUGGAUAUUGUAGAAAGUGUACAGUAUGGUGACUAUCCCCUCUGUCUCAUAGGCAGGUUUUUAUUGAGCUUUUGAUUUCUGUCUCAUAGUUUGUAAUCUUUGUGUGGCGAACCAUGCUGAACGUACAGUGUGGUGUGGUUGGUCCAGAGGCAUUAUAAGAUCAUUCAGUUCAUUAGGUGCCAUGUUCUCAUUAUCCCAGUAGUUUUCCUGGUAAAGAACCACUUGAAUUUCAGUAAUUCACUAAUUAUCAACAUUAUUUACUAUGUAAGUUAAUCAUGUGUCUCUCUGUAGAGUUCAAUCAUGCAAUGUUAAACCUUUAAACAAAACUGUGCUAUCAUCUUAUUCACCAUAGAAAGAGUUGUUGAAGCAGACUGUUUUAUAUAUGUUAUUAACAUGCACCCAAAACGUGCUGCCGACCACUGACACAAUAAUCUCACAUGAAAGAGUAAAAUCUGAGUUAUCAUUCUGAAACAUUAUGCAUGUGGAACAACAGUGUGUGUUUAGUUUGCCUGCAGUUGUCACACAUUCAUGACAUGAACGAUAUAAUGGAGUUGCACAAUGUUUUUUCCAGUGAAUCGACUCCAGAGCGUUGUAAAUAAAUUAAGUUAAUUAAGCUGCAGAAUUCCAAGAAAUAAAAGCACACAAUGUUUUAUAAUCAGAAUACAGUCAAGAAUAACUGGAUGAGUGUUUGUCUUUGGAGCUACUGUAUAAUGGUAACAUGGCACACAUGGUAGUUCAAAGGUAAAUCAAACCAAAUUCAUACAUAAAGGCUACCUAUAUGCUUUUUGGAUCUGAAAUUCUGAAAAGUAAUGUACAGAAAGACUGGCUCAUGUCCCACAGAUGAACAUUUAUUUUCUCUCAAAGUCCAGUCUCAUUUUUUAUUGACCUAAUCUGAUUUUUUUAAGUCAACAAAGAUGUCUAUUGACACUAACGUUUGGGGAGGGAAAAUCACAUUGUCUGAAAUGUUAACUAGCGUAGAAUCAUGUAUUAUUUUCUCUAUGGUGCUACUCUUAUUUCCUCAUCAUUUUGUUUGAGUUUCUGUCCUGUGUGACUCUUUAUUAGUAGAUGGUGGCAGCAUUAACUUCAACAGGCCCAACAUUCUGUAGAACUACACAUUUAUAGAUCAGUAAUACACAUUUUAUCAGUUGUGUCUGUAGCCUACUUGUGUUUUUUUUAAUUUAUUUACAGGAGUUCGUAUGCUUUUAUUUUUGUUUGCAAAAAAUGGUAGAAAUAAACUGUCUAUCCAACAGCAUUAGGUGCCUUAACAAUGAGCUUUUUGACACAUUUAGACCAAAUUUGUAACUAAUCAAUGAAGAGUGACAAUGCUAAGCCAUCCGCUGCCCCCUUGAAAUAUUGCAACACUUAAACACAAGUCCACCGUCAGUCCUUCUGUAUAUUAUUUUAUCUUUGUUGUGGAAGUUAAUGAACUAUCCAAUAGAUCAAGGGAUCAACUGAGUUUGAAUGUUAACCCACUUCUCCUUGUGUUAAUAUGUACUGUUCAUAUCACCAGCAGCUAAUCACCGUUCUGAACCUGGCUCAGUCUGUCCUUUCCCUUCGUUGGACGUCUCCAUCCUACACUGUAAACUGUUCCAGGUGUACCGUCUGUGUGGUCUUUGUCCAUUAGACAGCUGUCAAGAUUACCAAUUGAUUCAAAAAGUAAAGGCAAAAAAAGAAAAGAAAAACAAAUGUGAAUAGUUUGCGGACAUUUUAGCGUGUUGCGUGGGUAGUGGGAACGUAAAGAGAAUUAAAAAUGGACAGUGCAUAUAUUGUCCGAUAUGUAAAUCAUGUGAACACAUCUUGUACUUAUUUAACAGUUUUGAAUACUUGAAAACUAUAUAAAGUUUCUUUGUGACUCUUG